This is a messenger RNA of Dibothriocephalus latus, 1191 nucleotides long. The record is from the annotation of a GenBank genome assembly. NCBI's taxonomy places the organism in Eukaryota, Metazoa, Platyhelminthes, Cestoda, Diphyllobothriidea, Diphyllobothriidae.
AUGGAAAGCAAGAUCCCACAAGAUGAGGCUGAGUACGUGAGCCUCCAUAGUGCGGAUGGAGCAGUCAAGGCUGAGUUCUAUGAAAACCUUCAAGAUAUGGUGGCCGGGACACCUACCACAGACUUGUUCUUCAUCGUUGGAGACUGGAAUGCCAGAACCGGCCCAUAUGAAGAAGGCACGAGGCACAUCCUCGGAAAACACGGGCUAGGCCAACGUUGCAACAACGGGGAACGAUUGAUCUUCAUUCUGCGCCACAUACUGGAAGACCGACACCAGCAUCAACAGAAAACCAUCGCCUGUUUCAUUGACUUCAAAACCGCCUUUUACUGCAUUCCAAAAAUAAUGGCCAUGAUCAAGGCAUACUACCGCUCCACCACUUUGCGCGGUAUAGUCCACAACAACCUCUCAGAAGCCCUUGCUAUUCGUUCUAGCGUUCAACAAGACUGUGUCCUGUCGCCCAUCCUCUUUAACCACGCCACUAACUGGGAUAUCGGGAAGGCCCUACAAGAAAAUUACGGUGUUGAGCUUGCACCGGGGCUCCGGUUGACUGACCUCGACUACGCCGAGCAUAUCGCUUUACUAGCUUCAAGCUUUGGCUUCAAGUCUAUGGCGCCACUGUCACACCUGCAUGUACUCACCAGCUGCGGGCACGCGUCCACCGCUCGCGGAGCAUGCAAGAAAUCGAUAAGCCAAUCACCUAUCGAUUACGUCAUUAUCCCAGCCAACGACAACCAAGCGCGCGUGAAGCGCGCGUUUGCGUAUCACGCUAACGCGCGCAAUGCUAUUAGGGUGGGUGAAAGAGGUCGCGAAAUCGGUCGGUACCGACAUGGCGGUCAACUGAAGACGUGGCUGAACACUGUCAAGCCGGACGUCGAACGCAUGGGCCUCGUAAUCGUUUGCGGCUUGAGACAAUGGAACAAGCACUGCGUUGACAUUUGCGAGGAACUCGCUUCCGAUCGCCGCCAACGGGCCGCCGCUAUCCGUGACAUCCAUGAAGCUGAUCCGUUCAACUAUAGGAAAAAAUCGGAUCAAAUCAAAAAUCAACUAAGUAAAAAUAUAUCUCUCAUUCGAACAUUAACGCCCAUUCGUGCGUAUGCGAAUUAUAAGAAGUCCACUGAAACCAAAGGUAUCAUUCUCGUUUUUAAGAGCAAGGACAGAAGCCGAAAUAUCUAUAGGGAAUCUACGAUUUAA